CUUGGUAUCUCCGGACUCCUUGCGUACGCGCAUCAACGUCGCCAUCUUGCCACAUGAACUCAUCACACAAUUGACGAGGUUGAAUCGACCUGCAAUCGGGUGCUUCAUACUCUAUGAAUUAGUCACUCUCAAGCGUAGUCAAAUUGGUUGUAUUUGGCGGAAAACCUACGCUUCAACGUCGUCAGAGCGUCGCGUUCGCUCUCUUCGGCCCUUCUUUGGCGGAUCACAUCCCGGCUCAUCAAAACAAGGCAACUAAUUGACCAUAGUAUCAUUUUCCAACCGAGAGAUACUAAGAGCUACAACCUUGGGCAGAUACGAGUCGAUUCAAUGGCGUUUCGCGCACUCACGCGCUGUCGCGCUCUGUCGAGUGGCACCGCUAGACGCGCACCAUCCCGACCGAUCGGUUCAGGAACCGACUCAUCGAAAGCCAAGUUCUUCAGAUCAGUUCACACGGCGCCACAAUCUAAGAAAAGUGGUCAACUCAUCCCUCUUCAACUCUUGGUUCUCGGUGCAAUCCCGCUCUUUGCGGGUUACCUCAUCGGCCGCUCCGGUGUCUCGGGCCCGGAAGCUGAGGGCCCGGGGAAGUUAUCGCAUGUGGAUUUCGCGAGCCGGAAGCAAAUGGUCAAGGCGGCCCAGGAGAUCUUCAAUGCUCUAGGUGAAGGCGCAGUCAGCUUCGACGAAGAUGAGAUUGAGCUCCAUGGACACUCUGACUGGUCUACUUCCAACUCGAGCGGUCGCGCCGUGGCUAUCGUCUAUCCGAGGACGACGGAAGAUGUCUCGCAGAUAGCCAAGAUUUGCAACAAAUACAAUGUGCCUAUGGUGCCUUUCGGCGCCGGCUCUUCCGUCGAGGGAAGUUUCUCAUCACCAUACAGCGGAAUCUGCAUCGACUUUGUGCACAUGGACAAGAUUAUUGCUUUCCACCCUGACGACAUGGACGUCGUCGUCCAACCAGGCGUAAACUGGGUAACCCUCAACAACGAAAUUCAACCCUCAGGCCUCUUCCUCCCGCUAGAUCCCUCGCCCACAGCCCUCAUCGGCGGCAUGGUCUCCACAAACUGUAGCGGCACAAACGCCUUCCGCUACGGCACGAUGAAGGACUGGGUCGUCAAUCUUACCGUCGUCCUCGCUGACGGGCGCAUCAUCAAGACGCGCCGGCGGCCGCGCAAGAACUCGGCGGGGUAUAACCUUACCAGCUUAUUCGUGGGCGCCGAGGGCACGUUGGGGAUCGUGACGGAGGCGACGGUGAAGCUUGCGGUCGCGCCGGCGGAUACGAGUGUAGCUGUGGUGUCGUUUGGGACGAUUGAGGAGGCGGCGAGAGCUGCGACGGGGCUGAUACGGAGCGGGGUGCCGCUUGGGGCGUUGGAGUUUUUGGAUGAGGUGCAGAUGAGGGUUAUCAAUCGGCAUGGGAGUGAGGCUGUUCGGAAGACUGCAUGGGAUGAGAGUCCAACAUUGUUUCUGAAGUUCUCGGGGACCACAGACGGCAUCAAGGGAGACGUUGCUAGGGUCAAGGAAAUCGUGCAUCCGUUCAAGCCGCGCAAGGUCUUCUUCGCCAGAGACAAGCAGGAAGAAGCCGAUCUAUGGGCCGCGAGAAAGGAAGCUCUCUGGACGAUGACGUCGAUCAAGCCCGAGGGGCACUCUCUCUGGUCGACAGAUGUGGCUGUGCCGAUUUCGAGGUUGGCCGAGAUCAUCACGUUAUCCAAAGAAGACUCUGGAAAGCUCGGUCUCUUUGCGAGCGUCAUUGGACACGUCGGAGACGGCAACUUUCACCAGGCGGUCAUGUAUGACCCCAAGAACGAAGAGCAGCGAGCUUCAGUUGCGAAGUGUGUUCAUGAUAUGAUGGGCAGAGCUUUGGAGAUGGAGGGCACCGUCUCAGGAGAACAUGCUAUCGGUAUCGGGAAGAAGGAUUGUCUUGUUGAUGAGCUCGGCGUUGAUGCUAUUGAUUUCAUGAGGACGUUGAAGCAGGCUGUGGAUCCGAAAUGGAUCAUGAACCCUGGCAAGGUAUUUGACCUUCCUAGCAAUUCGAAAGCCGUCGCUGCAUCAUGAUAUCUAUGCUAGCCCGUUUUUAUUUAGACACAUAGUAGUCCUGAACGAAUCAGAGUUAAGUUGUUGGUUGUCAAUCAGAAGAUCAAUUUGAACCCCCCUGUUUCUGGCACCAUAAAAACGAUGGGAUCACAACCCAACCUCCUCAUUACUAUUAACUAUUGAUCCUCAACCUCAUCCACUACAAUAUAGCUGCCAGCUUCACUAGGGCAAUCAGACUCGCUAGAUUCAACCAUAAUAACCUCUUUUUUAC
Messenger RNA from Colletotrichum phormii, 2293 nucleotides. RefSeq names its product glycolate oxidase. The transcript has 8 exons. Bases 328 to 2043 code for a protein of 571 amino acids. The record is from RefSeq and is a predicted model, not a curated record. Gene Ontology annotation, molecular function: D-lactate dehydrogenase (NAD+) activity; D-lactate dehydrogenase (cytochrome) activity; FAD binding. Gene Ontology annotation, biological process: lactate catabolic process. Gene Ontology annotation, cellular component: mitochondrion. Lineage: Eukaryota; Fungi; Ascomycota; Sordariomycetes; Glomerellales; Glomerellaceae.